Molecule: messenger RNA, 234 nt
Organism: Blepharisma stoltei
Lineage: Eukaryota; Ciliophora; Heterotrichea; Heterotrichida; Blepharismidae
Source: the annotation of a GenBank genome assembly
AUGAGAUGGGAGUAUAAUGGAUGAGACUCAUCACAAUUUAUGGAUUUCCGUUCUCACUUAAGCUACGGGGAAAAUGCUGAAAAAGAAAUUAAAAAAGCAAGAACAAAAAUAGAGGAAAAUAAGGAUUUGGAGCAAAAACUUACAGAAAUAAAAGAGUCUAAUAAAGAAAAGAAACUUGAUAAGACUUUAACGUUUAAUGAAGAUUCUAUGCUGGAAAUAAUGCCAAAGAUAUAA